GCAAUUAUUAUAUUGUUUCAAAGCUUUUUUUCCAACACUUUUUUAAUGAUGUCCUUGCUUUAAAGGUUCUGCAAACCUCAAUGUCAUACUUUACAGUAUUUGCGUCCUUUCAAUAGCUUAUACUUCCUGUAUCCAGCAAUUGAGCAACGACAACAAAAGCGAUCGAAAACAAUAUGCGUGUGUGUCAUUGCAACACGUUUACUAUAAUAUAUAAAAAUAUACUUUUGUUAAUCAUAUAUGUAACGUUUAUAAAUUACAUAACUAGUAUAUAUCAAGUUGUAGUAAAGGUAAGAGUAUCAUUGUUAAACAUAGAUCUUACUUGCUUCGAACAUCAAGAGGUUGCUUCCGGAAUUGCCCCGUGAGAAAAAAGACACUCUAUAUCGAUCGAUAAGUUUCAUUCGGAGAGAAUUUGCUAAAUGAUACGUCUGUCAAUGAGACUUUGUGCAUCUCUCUCUUUCUCUCUCUCUCUUUCUACUCACGUUACAUUUAAUGUCAAAGGAAUAAAUUCUACUAUCGUAUGCGUACGUGGACUACGCGUCAUGUUUCGAGAAAAUGUCGUAGCGCGAUAAGUGUGGAAAAACGCAGUUGUGGCACUAGAAUACAGCAUUUGCAUUAUAUAUGACCUGCCAAGAGAAGAUCUUAAACUCUCUUAUAAUCUCUCUUAAUUUCAUAAAAGAAUAGUCUUGAACUUUAGGUGAAAUAAAAAUCUGAAAUGUGUGAGUUACCUAGACAAAGUCAGAGACGAAAGAUUACCUGUGACUAAAACUAUGAAUACCAACUGGAAUCAUUAUUACAGUCUCGUUAAGAAACUAUCAUUGUUGUGUGGACAGUGGCCUUAUCAGAAACCAGUAACGAGAUUAUUUUGUUUGAUCUUGAUGACUUUGAGUACAUUAUCUAUGAUUAUUCCACAGAUAGCUAAAUUUGUUACAUGCGAUGGAAAUUUGCAAUGUAUCUUACAAACCAUGUCGGCCUAUUUGUUGACAACCAUUACGUUGGUGAAGCUGUAUACAUGUUACUUUAACAGAUGUAAAAUGAAAGUUCUCAUUGAUCAGUUAUUCGUCGACUGGGACGAAUUGGAAACACCAGAAGAAUAUGAAAUUCUAAAAAAGUAUGCCAGCAACGGCAGGAGAUAUUCUUUGGGAUAUUCGUUGUAUUACUAUUUCGGCGUGUAUGUAUUCGUAUCCAUGUCCCUCGUACCACAAGUGUUGGAUGUUGUUUCACCUCUCAACCAAUCUCGUCCUAUACUGCCAGUUUAUCCAGGGUAUUACUUUAUUGACGAGAGAAAAUAUUUCUUUUAUAUUUACACGCAUGCCAUGAUGGCCUGGGAAAUUGCUGUGACUGUGAUAGUCUCCCACGAUUGCAUGCUCUUGAUUUACAUUGAACAUGUCUGCAGUAUUUUCACACUUGUCGGAUUUCGGUUCGAGCAAUUAAUAUAUAAUGAUGCUAUGAAAAUUUUACAUUCUCAUACAAGUGACGCGUACCUGCGCAAACACAUUGCAUUCUCUGUGUAUACGCACCGAAAAGCUUUAAAAUUCGCCCAAUUGAUCGGAGAUACGUUUUCGUUAACCCUGACUAUACAACUAGCGCUAAAUACAGUAAUGAUCAGUAUUACAUUGUUACAAGUCACGCAGCAGCAGGCCGACAUUUUACAACUCAUAAGGUAUGUGAUGUAUGUCGUUGGCCAAUUGGUCCAUCUAUUUUGCCUCAGUUUUGAAGGACAAAAAUUAAUAGAUCACAGUCUUCAAACCCGUGAUAAAAUCUAUAAUAGUCUUUGGUACGAAACACCGCCCAAGUCACAAAAAAUGCUUCUGUUUGUGAUGCAAAAGAGUCUUCAACCUAUUUUCUUAAGCGCUAGCAAGAUUUACAUUUUCUCAAUGGAAAACUUUACGAUGAUCAUGCAAACUUCAAUGUCAUACUUCACCGUCCUCUCGUCUUUGGAAAUGAAAGUUCUUAUUGAUCAAUUAUUCGUUGAUUGGAACGAAUUGGAAACACCUGAAGAAUACGAAAUUAUGAAGAGAUAUGCCAAGAACGGCAGACGAUAUUCUUUGGUAUAUGCUUUGUAUUGUUUUAUGGCCGUAUAUAUAUUUAUGUCUGUAUCCCUUAUACCGCAAGUAUUGGAUGUCCUUUUACCUCUCAAUGAAUCUCGCCCUAUACUGCCGACAUAUCCAGGAUAUUAUUUUGUUGACGAAAGGAAAUAUUUCUUCUAUACCUUUUCACAUGCUAUUAUGGCUUGGGAAAUUGCAAUGUCUGGAAUAGUCAGUCACGACUGUAUACUCCUAACUUACAUUGAACAUGUCUGCAGUAUUUUCACUUUAGUCGGAUUACGAUUUGAACGAUUAAUGUGCAAACGUAAUAACACCAUGAACGUUUUACAUUCUCAUACAAGUGACGUGUACCGCAAACAAAUUGCAUUUUCUGUGUAUACGCACCGAAAAGCUCUAAAAUUCGCUCAACUGAUCGAAGAUACCUUUUCGUUAACUCUGGCUAUACAAAUAGCGCUAAAUACAAUAAUGAUUAGCAUUACAUUAUUACAAAUCACACAGCAGAAUGCCGAUAUUUUAGAAGUGAUAAGAUACGUGAUGUAUGUCGUUGGUCAAUUAAUCCAUCUGUUCUGCCUCAGUUUCGAAGGACAAAAGCUGAUAGAUCACAGUCUUCAAACGCGCGAUAAAAUUUAUAAUAGUCUCUGGUAUGAAACAUCUCCCAAGACGCAAAGAAUACUUUUGUUUGUGAUGCAAAAGAGUCUUCAACCUAUUUUCUUAAGCGCUGGCAAGAUCUAUAUUUUCUCAAUGGAGAACUUUACCAUGAUCGUGCAAACUUCAAUGUCAUACUUUACCGUACUCUCGUCUUUGGAAUAAUUAAGGAACGAUCUGCAGUGUUGAAAUAUCAAACAUUAGAACCUACGAAUAUAUCCAGAUUAUCCAGCCAAUCCACAAAAGUUGUAAUUCUGAGUGUAUUAACAUCAAGACAAGUUAUCCAUUAGUACAUGAGUAACAUUUGCGAUAACAUACAUAUAUUAAUUGUAAUCAUUUUAAGAAAUCUUCAUCACUUGCUGACCUUUAUGUAUUAGAGUACUAGCUUGAAAUCAAACGGAGUUGCGUUAUAAAAAAGUAUUCGUAAUUCGAGAAAGUAAAAGUGUAAUGAGAGAAUAAACAUGUAAAUAUUAUAAGAUUAUAGUUACAAGGUAACGCUGUGUAGAAA
Molecule: messenger RNA, 3198 nt
Organism: Solenopsis invicta (red fire ant)
Lineage: Eukaryota; Metazoa; Arthropoda; Insecta; Hymenoptera; Formicidae
Product: odorant receptor 22c
Exons: 16
Coding region: 768-2855 (695 amino acids)
Biological process (GO): detection of chemical stimulus involved in sensory perception of smell; sensory perception of smell
Cellular component (GO): plasma membrane
Molecular function (GO): odorant binding; olfactory receptor activity
Source: RefSeq, a predicted model, not a curated record